AUGGCGGCGCGGAGCGGGGUCCUGUGGCUGCUGCUGCUCUGGCUUUCUGCGUCCUCGCUGCCCGAUGGCGCCCGUGGCUCGGAGGCGGUUGGGACAGCGGAGUCGCCGGGCGGCGCCGGCCCCGGGGAGCGGUUUAAGAUCGAGGGCCGGGCCGUGGUGCCCGGGGUGAAGCCGCAGGACUGGAUCGCCGGGGCCCGCAGCAUAUUGAAAUGUAGUGGAAUUUACUGUUUUUUCAGGACAGAUGGAAGUUUUGUGGUUCAUGAUGUACCUUCGGGAUCUUAUGUAGUGGAAGUUAUAUCCCCUGCUCAUAAAUUUGAGCCCGUGCGAGUUGACAUAACUUCAAAAGGCAAAAUGAGAGCAAGAUAUGUGAAUUACAUCAAAACCUCUGAAGUUGUCAGGCUGCCAUACCCACUCCAGAUGAAGUCUUCUGGACCUCCUUCAUACUUUAUAAAGAGAGAAUCUUGGGGAUGGACAGAUUUCCUCAUGAACCCUAUGGUGAUGAUGAUGGUUCUUCCAUUACUGAUAUUUGUGCUUUUGCCUAAAGUUGUCAACACCAGCGAUCCUGAUAUGAGACGAGAAAUGGAGCAGUCAAUGAACAUGCUGAAUUCCAACCAUGAGCUGCCAGAUGUCUCUGAAUUCAUGACAAGACUUUUCUCUUCAAAAUCUUCCAGCAAGUCGGGUAGUAGCAGCAGUAAAGCAGGGAAAAGUAGUUCUGGAAAAAGGAGGUAGUUAAGUCUUCCUCCUAAGCCUGAGUUUGCACAACUGUUUGUUUUGUGGUAUCAUGUUUAUUUGUCUUGAAAGAUCAAAAAGCCACUACUGUAAACUUUAAUCAGACACAAAGUAUGGUAUGCUACAACUGUGGUGUGUAGCUUUUUUUAGUCUAUAUAAGCUGUUUUGUACUUGACAGUAAGCAAAAGAGGACAUGGCUUCAAUACUGUAUCUGUAUAAAGUUAUUAAUGAUACUGAAUUAACUAUAUUGUUCUGUAGAGAAUUAUUAUAAAUUAUAUGAUGUGCUAAACAGUAA
Messenger RNA from Nipponia nippon (crested ibis), 1024 nucleotides. NCBI's taxonomy places the organism in Eukaryota, Metazoa, Chordata, Aves, Pelecaniformes, Threskiornithidae. The record is from RefSeq and is a predicted model, not a curated record.